This is a messenger RNA of Puccinia triticina, 942 nucleotides long. RefSeq lists its product as uncharacterized. Lineage: Eukaryota; Fungi; Basidiomycota; Pucciniomycetes; Pucciniales; Pucciniaceae. Bases 1 to 942 code for a protein of 313 amino acids. The record is from RefSeq and is a predicted model, not a curated record. The transcript is spliced from 5 exons.
AUGCCCGUUGCUGUUGCGCCUCGAAAAUCGGGAGUUGCGAAACAGAGCGACGGCAGUCCUGACAAUGGGCGAAAGUGGCCAUGCGAUGCUCGAGGGAGCGUGAAACGUCUUCCAAAGACUGUAGCACUGUCUCCUGCCGGGAGCACUCCCCCCCGGCCGGCCAGAGCCGAACGUUCCGCACCCUUCGAGACGGUAGCAACUUCGCCACCCAGCAUCGAAGAAACUAUGGGCGACCUGCGGCUGGGCGCUUUGGAGUCGGCUUGUCUCACGCUUCUCUCACUAUUUGCCAUUCCUCUUCAGCUCAUUUUGAGUCUGCCCAAUCCUGACAGCCGUCCUGGCACCAUCCCCCGGGGGCCCCUCGAGUGGGGGCAUGGCCCUCAGCUUGAGCCAGCUCCCCAGACAAAGCAUCUGGUCUGGGACUCGCAGCUCGAUAUGAAUAAGGGAAAAAAGGUCGAGGUUUUUAGCGUCGAAACAGGGGAUGUCGUCUACACUAUAAGCGAACUCCCCCACGACUAUCGCACCACGAUCAUCUCCAACGGACAGGGUAUGGAACUCCUGCGAUUUCAACUCAAGAAAACAGCAACGUGGGAUCAUGCGUUCGUAUACCACACAUCCUCAGCUGUGAGCUAUGAGAUCCAUCCGAGGGGGAAGGCUACCGAUCGCUGGUAUAUGCACGUACAGGGAGAUAACCCUGAAACUUUGAAAUAUUACCGCGGUCAUUCAGCAAACACUGGAAAUGUCUACUUGCGUGACACUAAAUUAGCUGCCUUCCAAUUCAACAGCACCCAGCAGAUAGACAAAAGCAAGAUGAAACCGGGUGCUUUGAAAGGUGUGCAAACCGUGGUCUCAUAUCAAAUUGUCGAACCGUCAGAUGUUCCAGUGCAUUACUUCGUUGGGCUAUGGUGUCUGGUCAAGAGAAGAAUUGACCACUAUGGCGUGUAA